GCUGUUUCUCUUAUCCCCAGAUUGCCCAGUCCUGAGGCGGUUCUCUGAGCCGAAUAAUUUUCUACAGCUCAAGACCCAUCUGAACUUGUCAAAGCAUGGGGCAGAGGGUGGCAAUGAGGAAGAGAUGCCCAGGCUCCUGGUAAUAGAGAAAGCUCGGAAAGCAGGAAAGAUGAAACCUCCCCCACCUCCUCCUCUUCCUCUCUCUGCCCGUAGGGUAUCCCUGCCCGUCCUGAGUCCCCCUGGGCAACAAAUGAAAACUUCCACAAACAAAGAUCUUUUCCCAGCCCUGAAAGAUGCCGAGGAGGACUCCAUCUACUUGGUAUGUGAGCCCAGCACAGUACCAGUACCCUGCAGAGUGCUUCCCUGUCCAAGCUCCACUCGCCCUUUGAAGCAACCCAUGACAAAUAUCUCCCAGCCUGGACCCCAACCGGGCCUUGCAGAGAAUUCACCUCAGGGAGAGUGUCUGAAGAGUGGAUCCCUACCAGAGGAUUCUAGUAUACAGAACAAGGCCUGGUACGCAGGCAGCUGUGAUCGGCACACAGCAGAGGCUGCCCUCCUCCAAUGUAAUAAGGACAGUGCCUACAUGGUGAGACGAAGCUCAGGACAUGGUUGGAAUCAGCCCUACACUUUGGUUGUGCUGUACAAAAAACGUGUCUACAAUAUUCCCAUCCGCUACUUGGAGAGCAGCCACCAAUACACUCUUGGCAAGGAUGGCAAGAGCCAAGAGGAGCUCUUUGACAACAUAUCCAGCAUCAUCCAGAGCUACAUGGAGCGUCCACUUGUGCUGAUCGAUGGCACUACCUCUGCCAAGGAACAGACUCGCUUGUUGUUUCCUGUAAAGCCGUGAGGCAGUGCCUGGAGACCAGCCCUACCUGAGGAGGGACUUUGUCCCUGGUACCGGACACUGAACUCUUCUCCUCCCUGGCAGGUUCAACGUAAAGCCAAAGUGUUGGAGCUUGGUGUUGGGGUAUCCUGAUAUCUUGCAGAAUUAAUGCUAUUUCCAGCUAUCCCUCCAGAGUCAAUUAGCCGAGAAUGCUUGACCUGUGGUAUUCCCCUGGGGUUGAAAGGAAUGAACUUCAUCAGUUAAAGGGAUGUUGUUGGCAUGGAUGGCAAAGUUUAAAGCAUUUCCCUUUUCCAUGCAUCAGUUUUGUCCAGCUACAGGAAAGUUAUGUUAUGCUCUUUUUAAAAACAUUUAUAAAACAUUAAAGUAUAGCCAAUUAAUUAUACAUUUUAGUUAAUAUCAGUUUCAGUAUAUUGAUACUACAUCUUGUUUGGCUAUGUUAUAUUACAUAGAGAUUAUUUUUCUUCUGAAAAUAGAUCUGCAUUUCUCUCACAUAAACUGACUCAGAAAAAACUCAGGUGUUUUUUUCUCCCCCCCCCCCAAGAAAAAUAGA
Molecule: messenger RNA, 1394 nt
Organism: Eublepharis macularius
Lineage: Eukaryota; Metazoa; Chordata; Lepidosauria; Squamata; Eublepharidae
Gene: SH2D6
Product: SH2 domain containing 6
Exons: 12
Coding region: 125-847 (240 amino acids)
Biological process (GO): intracellular signal transduction; cell surface receptor protein tyrosine kinase signaling pathway
Cellular component (GO): cytoplasm
Source: RefSeq, a predicted model, not a curated record